AUGAAGUCAGGAGCGAAAUAUGAAUGGAGAAUUAUUAUCUUUGGUGAAAACAACAAAGGAAGAAUUACACAUGAAAUGAUGCGCUCUUUUGCGGAUGUAUUUCGCGAGAACAGCUCCAAGUCGGGAUUAGAUUUAGUGCAGUCACCGUCUUUUCUAUUUACCAGAAAUGUGGCCAUGGUGCAAAAGGAAGUGGAAGAAUGGUUCAAAGAGUUGGAAUCGGACAAAGAUGGAAUGCUGGUGUUGUUGUUCAAUGAUAGCGACUCAAGUGAAGUGGAGGACAAAAUACAAGGAGCAUGGAGAGAGAAAGUUUUGCUUUAUAUACAAAAGAGCGAUAGUUUGCUUUGCUGUGCACGUGACAAAACUGAAAUAAUAAUGAGCCGUUGGAUUAAAGAAAUUUGUGAGCUGUUAAAUAGAAGAUUUCAAGAAAGUAGUGAAAGCCAAGAAGAACAUGUAAUCAAUGGAAAUUUGCCAUUAUUCGAUUUUGCUGAUAUUGCGAAUAUUUUUGUGGAUCUGCGAAAAUUGGAAAAACCACUGAAAGACUUGGAUUUAGUAAAAUACAUCGAUAGUCCAAGGCUGCAUAAUAGGUUACGUUUUCCGUUCAUCGAGAGAGAGCAGAAUGGCCGACUCCUUGCCAUUCUUUCUGCUGCUUCAUUUACAGAACUUCCAGAUCUCCAAUCUACAGUGGUUAAUUUUGUGGAGAAAAUUCUCAAAUCAGGAUUUAUUUCUUUCAUGCUUUGUGAAAAUGCAUAUUAUAUAUGCAAUGUUACCGGUGAUAACUGCUACAAAACUCUCUUUACUUACCUUCAAGACAUUAUGCAUAUAUUAUACAUAUCAAGGGUUAAUCGAGUACAGGAUUUCGACACUGUAUGCGACGAAUUUUUUAAUUUCAUGGAGUUAAUUCCGGAAAAGUGUUGGUCAGCUAUCGAUGAAGGACUUCAGUUGACAAUUUUCAAAAUGUUACAGAAAUUAACUAUCGACACUCCUAAAUCUUUGGCAGUAGAUCUGCAAAAAGAUCAUGAGUUAAAUAUAGUAGACGACAAUAUGAAAUGUUUUGAUCAUCAAGUAACGCUUGAUCUCACCGAGAGAUGUGAAAUUAAAGGCUGUAAGCCAGCAUAUAUCAAUAAUAACGAUGUAAAACCUCCAGAAGAUUUCCGAACGUUGUCAGUUUAUGCUACCAGUAAUGAUAUACUUCAUCCAGGUCGACCUUACAUUCGAAGAAAUAUCAUCAGAGGGAGUUAUUCAAGUCAAGAACAUUAUCUCGAUGUGCAAUUUCGUCUUAUGCAUGAAGAUUUAGUUGGUCCAUUACGGGACGGCAUAAAGUUAUGGAAAGAACGAAAGGGAAAAGAAGCUUUUUUAUCCUAUAUAAUGGAUGCAAGUGAAGAACUCGAUCUGUUAAUUAUAAGAGGUGUCACUGUGGAAGGCGCACAAUUGAAACGAAGUACAGGAGAAAUUAUUCGUUACGCCAUUUUUCAGCCAAUAAGUGCAGAUAGUCCUUGGAGUUCACGACUGAAAUAUGGACAACUAGUUACCCUGUCAAGCGAUGGAUUUCAAGAUGAAGCAUUACUUGCCACUAUUGCUGAGAGAGAUUCCGAUGAUUUCUCAAACGGAAAAUUGGGAUUAUGUUUCUUGGAUGACCACUCGGUUUCACGAGCCAAAAUUUACACUUUAAUUGAAUCGAGCUCGUAUUAUGAAAUGUAUCAACAUGUCUUGGAAUGCAUAAAGCGUUUUGAUAACGAUCACGAGAUUCCAUUUGGACGUUUUUUAAUGAAAGCUGAAACCGAUGUUCGGCUUCCUUCAUACCUUGUUCAGCAAAUAGGUGGCGAUUCUCACAGUUCCUCUGAUUCUUUGGACACUGAAUAUACCGACUAUAGUGAGUCUGCUUCUUCAAAAAAAACUGGGAUUGCUAAGGAAAUAAACAUUUUUGGAAUAAAAUAUGCAGCGGAUAAAUUGAAAUAUACACUUGACGGAGACAAAGUAGCUUGUGGUUUAGACAAUGCCCAAAGAAAUGCAUUAUGCUACGCUCUUACGCAUGAACUUGCUUUGAUUCAGGGACCUCCGGGUACAGGGAAAACUUUUCUUGGUCGUCUUAUUGUACGCAUUUUGCUGGAAAAUAUGAAUAUGUGGAAUCCAGAGAGAGUAAAUCCGAUAUUAGUCGUAUGCUUUACCAAUUAUGCUCUGGAUCAAUUUUUGGAUGGUGUUUUAGUAGAUUUAAAAGAAAGCGGACUUUAUAGCGAUAAAUUACCUAGUAUUGUCAGGCUUGGUUCGCGCUGUAAAAGUGAAACUUUGCAAAGAUAUACAAAGCGAUUCGUAGUGGAAACACACAUGAAUCUAAUUCCGGACAUAAUAAAGCUUAAGGUGAAUCGAGUAAUAUUGAAAAGAAUUCAUUUAUUAAAAAUGAUUGAGUCUCAAGUUGCCGUCUUAACACUCCGUAGGAGUGAAAUUCUAUCUCUUAAUUAUAUACAACAUGUAAUGUUGCCAGAACAUAUCCAACAGUUUAACAUACAACGAAAGAGCAGUGAAAAAGAAUGUUCAGUGGAUGAAAUAUUCUGCGCAUGGCUUUUGGAGGGUGAUCCAGGUAGAGAAAAUUGUGUCAAUGUGAAAGAUGAUUCAGAUGAAGAAACCAGUGAUUGUGAGGAAAAGAAAUUUUUCGCAAGUGAGAAUCCAAAAAUGUCAGAUUUGUGGUCUAUGGAUGAAAUAUUUAUCGAAGACGAGAGAAAUGAAUGGAAGGAAAAAAUGCUUGGGUCUAUUUCACAGAUGGAUGAGUGGCUAAUUUGGAAAGAACAGAAUUUUCAGGAACUUAAGACUAAUUCAGAUAUAGACGACUAUUAUCAUUCUGGUGAAUGGAAUCUUAAUAAAGAUCCUCAUGCAUUCGCGAUCAAAAAAGUCGCAAUAUUCUCCGAUCAAAAGCACGACAAAUCAAAGCAUCGUACAAAUGCUAAAGUGGAGCUUAUUGCAAGACUAGACAGUGUAAAAGCCGAUAUAUUAAAAAGUUCACCUCUGACAUUAGAAGAAGCCUCAUCAAUUAAAAACCUGCAAACCUUACACAGGCACCGUCGUUGGGCUCUAUAUAUGCACUGGAUCAGUAAACUGAAGAUUGUUGUAACUAAAAAACUAAAUGCGCUGAUACUUAAGUAUCAAACGCUUAUGGAGGACGUCAACAACGCAUACGAUGUUUUGAAUGAAAUCAUUCUACGAAAGGCUUUGAUUAUCGGGGCAACUACAACUUGCGCUGCAAAAAUGAAACCGCUUUUGGAUCGCCUUGGUUGUCCUAUUGUAAUAGUGGAGGAAGCAGCUGAAGUCUUGGAAGCUCAUGUUUUGACAAGCAUUACAAAUAAAUGUCAGCAUGCUAUCUUAAUUGGAGAUCAUCAGCAACUACGUCCAAAUACUGCUGUAUUUACUCUUGCUCGUGAGUACAAUUUGGAUAUAUCUUUGUUUGAAAGGUUGAUCAGAAAUGAUUUCCCGUAUGCAAGACUGGAAGAGCAGCAUCGUAUGGCUACUUCUAUAUCAAAUACUAUUAUGCCAGAAUUUUAUCCGUUGAUGAAAGAUGCCGAUAAUGUUUUGAACUAUCCAAAUGUUGAAGGAUGUCGGAAAAAUUUGUACUUUAUUAAUCAUUGUCAUGAGGAAGAUGUAUCCUUCUCAACUUCGUAUAAAAAUUUAUUUGAAGCCGAUUUUAUGGUCAACUUAUCUGCUUAUUUUUUUCAGCAGGGCUAUGCAUGCUCGCAGAUCACCUUAUUAUGUGCCUACGCAGCUCAGGCAAAUUAUGUCAGGACACAAGUAAUGUUAAAAUUCAACAGUGAAAGUUUACCUUUGGUUGAAACCGUUGAUAAUUAUCAGGGAAAAGAAAAUGAUAUAAUCAUUUUGUCGCUUGUGCGUUCACAACCGAGUAAUGGUGUCGGUUUUCUUGGAGUUUCUAAUCGUGUAUGUGUGGCUUUAUCACGCUCCAAACUUGGUCUUUACAUGAUAGGCAAUAUGCAUUUCCUUAGAUCUAACUCACAUCUCUGGAAUCGGCUAUGUAUUGCUUUGGAAGAUGCUGAUUGUAUUGGCAAUGGCUUUCCGGCAUUUUGUGCAAAACAUGAUGUUACGCAGAUCAUCUACAACGCGGAUGAAUUUCUGACAAAAACUCCUCAAGGCGGUUGCUAUUGUCCUUGUGAUUUUGUACGAUCUUGUGGUCACAUCUGUGGUCAACCUUGUCAUCGAACAGAUCCAGAACACAAGAAAGCUUGUAUUCAUUCUUGUCCAAAAACAUGCUCGACGAUGUUUCGACAUCCUUGUACAAAGUUAUGUGGUGAAUCUUGCGGUGCUUGUGAGUUUUUUGAGAACAAAACUUUCCCAUGCGGUCAUACAACUGGCAUUGUUUGUUAUCUAUUCGAGGAAGCAGUAUGCCAACAGAAAUGUCAGAAAAAACUGCCAUGUGGAUGUAAGUGUGUAAAAAAAUGCAACGAACCUUGCGAAUGUUCACAUGAGGUCUUAUUCAAUUGUGAACAUACCGCUUCUUGUUCUGAAAAACAGAAAGCGAAAUGUGUACUAGAAGUGGAAAAGACAUUUGCUACCUGUAAUCAUGGCUGGACAGUACUAUCUCAUAAUUACGAAGAUGCUCGAUGUGGUGAAAAGUGUGAGCGGAUUUUGUCAUGUGGUCAUCGUUGUCAAUUGCCAUGUGGAAACUGUACAUUAGAUGGAUGUGAUAGUUGUACGUCACUCUGUGGUAACCGACUUCCUUGCGGUCACAACUGUUUACGUACAUGUGGAACACCUUGCGAGCCCUGCAUAGCUCCUUGCUCAAAUCAGUGUGGACAUUCACAUUGUGGUCAACAACUUGGUUUACUUACGGAACAAAGAGCUCGAUGUGCUGAUUUUUGCAAUUUUUGCGUACAGCGUUGUAUGAAUAAUUGCAAGCAUCAGAAAUGUCAAAUGCAAUGCUGGCAAGUAUGCAACAUUAGUCCGUGUAAUUUUUCAUGUGACAAGAAGCUGGAUUGUGGACAUAUUUGUCUCAGUCUAUGCGGCGAAAUUUGUCCAGAUGUUUGUGCUGAAUGCCAGGGAAUAAGUGUUCCUAUCUUGCAGUUUCAAGGAUGCAAAUGUAUUGUUAGUGUUGAGAAGGCCGAUCUCCAUAUACAAGGACAGACAUCAAGAAAGCAACAAUACACAUGUCCAAAAUGCGCUUGCAAACUUCCUGCAAAUGGUUGUUUCCGAUAUGCAAGGGAAUUGAAAGGACAGAUCAUCCACAAUGAAAGAGUCAAAUUCACCGAGCUGUUAACUGAUGGUUCAUUUACCAGCUUACAGCGCGAUGUUUUGAAACAAGUUGAAGGUGAUUUGGUGAAAAUCAUGGAAAUAAAAAAAACGAAAAAAAAUGCUGCUGCAAUAGAAGUAGCCGGAAUAUUACGCCUGGUUAUAACAAGGCUUAAUACAGAGUUCUACAAUUAUUCAGGUGCCAUGAAAUGGCAAACGAUGGUGAACAUGCUUUCUGAUAUGUGCCGAUUGGCUAUGUAUGUUAUCACCGAAAAGUUCACUUCUAUUCCGAAGAAGCACUACUCCAACUUAUAUAAACUGUUCCAUGAUUCUCUUGGAACAACAAAUAACAUUUUCCCCUUGCUGGAAAUGGAUCUUUUCAAUUUAUUAAUGUUUGCGAAGUUAUUAAAAACGGAAUCACCUUCGAUGCUAGAAAUACCAAUAUCAAAUGGGCUACGAAAAGUCUCUAUCAAAUAUAUGCUUGGACGCCUCGCAAAUGAUUGUAUUAGAGAACUAAAAGAUUUGAAUGCGUGCCAACUGAAUGAUUUGCUUGGAAUGACGAUGGAGGCAUUAGAUUGGUCUAGUGAUACAGAGCAGAAAAAAGCAUCUAUUCGAUUUGUACAAUAUUAUCGUGAUCUGUACGAAGUUUUAAAUAUGCAACAUAUGUUGGUCGGUGAUUUGCAGUGCAUAAAUUUUCCUUGUUUGAAACCAUGUGACUAUAAGAUAAGCCUUACAAACGGGGCGUGUUGCAACAUUUUGAGUGGAGGUUGUGAUUUACACGGCAUGGUUCUGUUAACGCUAAUUGCACGUGUAACCGAUGGUCUUAUUCUCGCUACUUCAAUUGAGGGCAGCGACGAGCCGGAUCAUAAUAUGGUAAAAUAUACAAAUCAGGCGAAGAUGCUUUUUCGGAAACUGAAUGACAACAGCCCUACUAUACACACUCUUGAAAGUGGACCUUAUUAUUUUCACUAUGUGAUCAAAAACCCAGUAUGCUCAUUAUGUCUUUGUGAGAAAAAUUUUCCGCGAAAAUCCGCCUUUGCAUAUCUGGAAGAUAUCACCGAUGAAUUUCUUGGUCAGAAUGGCACGCGCAUAGCAUCUGUCACUAGACCGUAUCAUUUCAUUGAGUUUGAUUACUACAUACAGCAGGCAAAAAGAAAAUAUGCAUGCAAGAGUCGUCAUACAAUAUCUGCAGUGAAUAGUGAACUUCAAGACGUAACACGCAUAAUGGUUUCAAAUAUUGAAGAUGUAAUUCAUCGCGGAGAAGCAUUAAAUAGUUUUUUCGCUUUUGUUGCUCGUUACUUAUUCUGGUAA
Cercopithifilaria johnstoni is the source of this 6534-nucleotide messenger RNA. The record is from the annotation of a GenBank genome assembly. Lineage: Eukaryota; Metazoa; Nematoda; Chromadorea; Rhabditida; Onchocercidae.